Belonocnema kinseyi is the source of this 2078-nucleotide messenger RNA. It is a transcript of the gene Got2, whose product is annotated as aspartate aminotransferase, mitochondrial. Gene Ontology annotation, molecular function: L-aspartate:2-oxoglutarate transaminase activity; pyridoxal phosphate binding. Gene Ontology annotation, cellular component: mitochondrion. Lineage: Eukaryota; Metazoa; Arthropoda; Insecta; Hymenoptera; Cynipidae. The record is from RefSeq and is a predicted model, not a curated record. Gene Ontology annotation, biological process: L-aspartate catabolic process; biosynthetic process. The transcript has 7 exons. Bases 79 to 1368 code for a protein of 429 amino acids.
UCAGUUCUCUCGUGUUGGCGGCCGUGGACGUUAGUGUAUGUGAUUAAAUUUAUUUAAUCGUUUUAAUUCCUGAUUAAAAUGAGGCUGCUCGCAUUUUCAAUGUCCGGUAGUCUUUUAAAGAACGCUGGAAAUGGCAUUUCUGUCACAGCUUCGCGGAAAGUCAGUUCAUGGUGGGGUCACGUGGAAAUGGGCCCACCGGACGCAAUUCUAGGGGUGACCGAAGCAUUUAAAAGGGAUCAAAACCCUAAGAAAAUUAAUUUAGGAGUUGGCGCCUACCGGGACGAUAAUGGCAAGCCCUUUGUUUUACCCAGUGUUAUAAAAGCUGAACAGCAAAUGAGAUCAAAAAAUUUAGACAAGGAAUAUUCUCCGAUUUCUGGAAAUCCAGAAUUUUGCCAGCAUAGUAUCAAUUUAGCUCUUGGAGAUGGAAACGAAAUCGUGGCAAAUGGCUUGAAUUCAACAGUGCAAAGUAUAUCUGGCACUGGAGCACUUUGGAUUGGUAUGAAAUUCCUGGAACAUUUCUUUCCCAGCAGCAGAGACGUGUACAUUCCAUCGCCUUCCUGGGGAAAUCACGCCCAGAUAAUUAAGUUAGCUAAGCUCACGCCAAAGUCUUAUCGGUACUAUGAUCCGAAAACUUGCGGAUUAGAUUUCCAAGGCGCUCUGGAAGAUAUAAAUAAAAUUCCGGAAAAAUCGGUCAUUUUGCUUCAUGCUUGUGCACACAAUCCUACCGGAGUUGAUCCAAAACCAGAACAGUGGCAAGAAUUGUCCCAUUUAAUUAAGAAGAAGAAUCUCUUUACCUUCUUCGAUAUGGCAUACCAAGGAUUCGCUUCUGGGGACGUAAACAGAGAUGCUCAGGCAGUGAGAUUAUUUGUGAAAGAAGGCCACAAAAUCGCCCUUUCGCAAUCAUAUGCAAAAAAUAUGGGCCUGUAUGGCGAACGUGUGGGUGCAUUUUCGCUGAUAAAUUCCGGCAAAGAAGAAACUGCCCGAACACUCUCUCAGCUGAAAAUUUUGAUCAGACCAAUGUACUCGAACCCACCCAUUCACGGAGCCAGAAUUGUUUCGGAAAUUUUGGGAGAUCCAGAAUUGAAGAAGGAGUGGCUUGCGGAUGUUAAACUGAUGGCUGACAGAAUUAUAUCGGUGCGAACGAAUCUCAGAGAUAAUUUGAAGAAGAGCGGAAGUAUACGUGACUGGUCUCACAUUACUGAUCAGAUUGGAAUGUUCUGCUUUACUGGCCUUAAAGCUCCAGAGGUGGAGAAUCUGACGAAAAAUUUCAGCGUAUACCUGACAAAAGACGGAAGAAUAUCAAUGGCUGGAGUUACAUCUAAAAAUGUCGAGUAUCUCGCUCACGCAAUUCACGAAGUGACGAAAUAAACUCUGGAUUACUCAACGAUAAAAAAUUAGAGGAUCAUUCUUCACUUGCGAAAAACACUAUAGGCUUUUAAACUAUAUUUAGAUUGAUUUAGCACUCUAUAUUUUUAUAAAGUCACUGCUGGCAGUGUAGUUCAAGUCUUGUUAAAAGGGAAACCUAAAAUAUUUUAGAGGUCAAACCCUAGCAGUCUGGAAAGUGAGAAAAUGAUUAAUUAAUCAAAAUAUUUAUCCGUGAUAAAAUCUUCCAAAGUUUCUUGCCUAACACUUUCAAAGUUUCUAUUGAAUGAGAGGCAAGAUACGACUUUUUUGUUGCGAAUUGCAAUCGUUUUACUAAUUUUCUCUUACCAAAUAUAAUGAGCUAAUAAGAAUUUAUUUUGUUAUAUCGAUUGUUUAUAUUGUUUGGUUGUCCUGAAAAAGGUGCUUUAUUUUUAUUGUAAGUCGAAAACAAUUUUUUAAAAAUAUUUAGCUUUACCUUUGCUGAGGUAAAAGCGCUUAACUUUUUUUUUAUCUCAGAAACUUGAAAGUCUUGAUAAUAAUUUGGAAAAAUAUUCACUUGGAUUUUGAUUAACAACUAUGCCGUUUUAACUCUCACCGUAAUUAUCAGUAUAAACAAUUAUUUACAUUCCGCAAUCUAUGAUAAAGUUUAUGCGAAGCGCAUAAUCGCAUAAUGUACAUACGAUUUUUAUGCCAAAUAUACUCAAUUUAACGUUACA